This is a messenger RNA of Raphanus sativus (radish), 890 nucleotides long. RefSeq names its product peptide methionine sulfoxide reductase A3. The record is from RefSeq and is a predicted model, not a curated record. Gene Ontology annotation, biological process: cellular response to oxidative stress. The transcript is spliced from 2 exons. The coding region runs from base 113 to 721 and encodes 202 amino acids. NCBI's taxonomy places the organism in Eukaryota, Viridiplantae, Streptophyta, Magnoliopsida, Brassicales, Brassicaceae. Gene Ontology annotation, molecular function: peptide-methionine (S)-S-oxide reductase activity. Gene Ontology annotation, cellular component: cytoplasm.
UAAAACGCAAUCGCGCCUCACAAGAAGAAGACGCGUGUUCCGUUUCGCUGUCUCUCUGUCUAAAUUCUAAUUCUACCUCGUGUCCUCUCUUCCUCCUGUAGAAAAAUUCUCCAUGAACAUACUCAACAGGUUCGGUUUAGGAUCAGGCGGGCAAAGAAGCAUGGAUCCUUCUCCGAUCGCCCAGGGAAACGACGAUGACUCUCCGGCGCCGGGAAAUCAAUUUGCGCAAUUCGCCGCCGGAUGUUUCUGGGGCGUGGAGCUGGCGUUCCAGAGGCUUCCAGGGGUGACUCAUACAGAGGUUGGAUACACCCAGGGGAUCACCCACAAUCCUUCGUACGAGGAUGUCUGUUCUGAAACCACGGGACAUGCCGAGGUCGUUAGGGUUCAGUAUGAUCCCAAAGACUGCACCUUUGAGUCUCUCCUUGAUUUGUUCUGGUCUAGGCAUGAUCCCACCACCUUGAAUCGCCAGGGAAAUGAUGUGGGAACCCGAUACCGAUCAGGGAUAUACUUCUACACACCGGAGCAGGAGAAACUAGCCCGCGAGACACUUGAGCGUCACCAGGAAAAAAUGGAGAGGAAGAUCAUGACUGAGAUCUUGCCUGCUAAGAAAUUCUACAGAGCCGAGGAGCAACAGCAGCAGUAUCUGUCCAAGGGUGGAAGGUUCGGCCUCGGGCAGUCCUGUGCCAAAGGCUGCACCGACCCAAUCCGCUGCUACGGCUAAAAAAGCCUGAGCUCCUCUGUUUCUCUCCCAAAACAGAGUGUGCUAGUGACUUUUGUGUAAAAGCUAUGUAACGCAUGUUUAUCGUUUGUACGAUUAUUUGUUGGUGGUGUUUCUCAAACUAUUUGAAUGAAUAAGAGAAUCUUGUGGACAAAAGAAAUAGUCCAACGGA